Messenger RNA from Pseudomyrmex gracilis, 1818 nucleotides. RefSeq names its product F-box only protein 28 (gene pall). Gene Ontology annotation, biological process: protein polyubiquitination. The record is from RefSeq and is a predicted model, not a curated record. Gene Ontology annotation, molecular function: protein binding. NCBI's taxonomy places the organism in Eukaryota, Metazoa, Arthropoda, Insecta, Hymenoptera, Formicidae. The transcript has 4 exons. The coding region runs from base 205 to 1383 and encodes 392 amino acids.
UCUAGAAGGAUCCUUUUGCGUCACAAAUGCGACGCAUAAUUGCGUUGAGAUUCAAAGUGGAGUUCGUUUACUUAAAACUGGUUUAACGUUCUAUACAGAUGAUAGAACUUCAAGUAUAGCUAAAGUUUUAUGUCACUUGCACAAAAAACGCACAUUGCAAAAGUGAACAACUUAUGUGUACACAUAGAAUAAGAGCAGAUCAAUAUGGAUGAUAAUAAAGAGCAAAUAAAACAAAAAUUGUCUGGUACACAACAAUCCAGUGAUGACAUGCAACUAGACUUCAUAAAUCUUCCGGAUGACUGUAUGGAAAUCAUUCUUUCUUAUCUCUCUUUUGAUGAGAUUUCCAAAAAUAGAAUUGUCUGUCGACAAUUCGAUCGAAUCUGCAAGAAACUAUUGAAUCGCGGCUUUAAUCUCAUGGAAAAGUAUCAUGCGCAAUGUCUUCGUUCUGUCAAAAGCAAAUUGCCAAGGAGGGAAUCAGAACGAAGAAGUCAUCCGCUUGCUCGUCACUGUGAUAUAUUGACAGCAAUCGAAACAAGAAUUUCUAUGUUGUCGAUGACAUUUAUUAAAUAUGUAGAUUUGAAUGUUUGUUGUUUUAUUCCAGGAAAGGUAAUUGAUGAAAUCUUUCGUGUUCUUCGAUUAAUUCAAGAGACAAAGACACCUCCACGAGCACAUGAAAUUCUUCAAGAACUAAGAGAUAUAAGCAGCAUGGCUAUGGAGCAUUUUGAUGAGAAAAUUCUUCCAGAUUUAAAGCACAAUAUUUGCACAUCCAUGGUUGGCACUGUGAAUCCAUAUGAUCUACCUGGUGGCGUUAUGAUCUCUCACAACAGAAACAUAAAUAAUUCUGUACUGCCACUCUGCAACAAUCACAGUUUGUCUUGCACGGAGAAACUCAACAAGACUUUUAAGAAGAUUAACAUAAGGACAAAAAAGAAUAAGACGAGUGUUGUGCGUAUGAAAUGGCAAAUAAACAGAAUGAGACUGACAAUACAAAAGCAAACUGGUCUCAUUCGCAAGCAAAGUUUGAGAUUGAAUUUGCAUAGGAAGAAGAUACAGGAUCAGGAGGCGCAGUUGGCCGAGAUGCGGAAACAUCUUGAGGAGUGGGAACAGAAGAUGUUUGAUUUAACUACUGAGUUGAGUCGAGCUCGAGAAGAAACUCAUCCUGAUACAUUAGAAACUAUAAAGCGAAAACACAUAGACAUCAUUAAUCCUGACACCGAAACGCUUCACCAAGCAAACGAGUUGCAAACUAAAAAGCGCAAACUUAUAGUUGAGAGAAAGGCGUCGAACGACGCGCAAGAAUUGAAAUUCAAAAAAUUCAUGACAGGUUUGCUCGAGAAAAGCGCGUUAGACAAUUGCCACGCGGAUUCAUCUUGCUCACACUAACAAGGAAAAGUUAUUGAUUGCAACAAAAGCAUUGAAAAAAACUGACGUCGAAAUAGAAUCCCUGAGUUGUGUGUGCUCACACUACUAAUUCACACUUUGCAUCAACUAUAUACUAAUCUCUAGUACGAAGAUAUGCAGUAUCAUAUUUGCCCGCUGACUUCACGUGGGUGGAUUAUUUAUAUUCUUUAUAUACCAUAUAUGUAUCUACAUUAAACAUAUUACAGGCAUACUUCGCACUUACGACUCGGCUAUAUGACGUCAGGGAGAAAUAGUUGUAUACGAUUCUUGCGACACAGCUUUAUUAUUUUCGGUUUUUUAAUGAAAAAUUACUUUUUAUCAUGUUUUUCAAGAAAAAGAAAAUACAAACAGCAAACGGUGAUAACUCUACAACUGCGUUGCAAGAAUCACACACCGUUAUAAUUAAAUAAAUUAUAA